UCAAAGAAAAAUCAGCUGACAGUGACACUUAAUUUGAUAUAAAUAUUUACACUUUUGAACUUUGUAUUUACUUCUGUUAUAAUUAUGUGCAUUAGAUUGAUUACUCCAAUAAGUAGACCCACAGUUAUUUGCAGUUUUCCUAGAAUAAUGGCAUUACGACAGUCUAGUGAUAUGUCAAAAUUUAAAGAGGUUUUGAAGUCCGCGAAAGAGAUUGUCAUUCUUUCUGGAGCCGGUAUUAGUGCAGAGUCUGGUAUUCCAACAUUUCGCGGUGCUGGAGGCUUUUGGAGAAAAUUCCAAGCAUCGGCUUUGGCUACACCAGGCGCAUUCAAGACCAGUCCCAGUUUAGUUUGGGAGUUCUAUCACUACAGACGAGAAGUGGCCUCUAAAGCGGAACCUAAUGCUGGUCACAAAGCCAUUGCUAAAUAUGAAGCAAAAUAUGGCAAAAUAAAGAAAAUUACUGUGAUUACCCAAAAUGUAGAUGGAUUACAUGGGAGGGCUGGGUCUAAAAAUUUAAUUGAACUCCAUGGUAAUCUAUUCAAAACCAGGUGUACUAAAUGUAAUGAGGUGGUAACUAACCUUAACAACCCCAUCUGUGAGGCACUAGCAGGCAGAGGCGCUCCCGAUGAGAAUGUGGCUGGAUCAGAUAUUCCAGAACAAGCACUGCCACACUGCAGGAGGCACAGUUGUCGCGCACUACUCCGUCCACACAUUGUCUGGUUUGGAGAGAACUUAGACUAUGAGGUCUUGCAAAGAGCUGAGGCAGCCAUAUCAACCUGUGAUUUAUGUCUAGUGGUGGGUACAUCAUCAAUUGUGUACCCAGCAGCCAUGUUUGCACCACAAGCGGCAGACCGAGGGGCAAUUGUAGCAGAGUUCAACAUAGAACCUACACCCGCCACACCAAACUUCCAUUUCUACUUCCAAGGACCUUGUGGCACAACAUUACCUGUUGCUCUAUCAGAUUAGGACAACAUACAAUCUUGACAACAUGUUUCGACUCGACUAGAUUACCUGGUAAAUGUAUUGAGUU
Trichoplusia ni (cabbage looper) is the source of this 1027-nucleotide messenger RNA. Its product is annotated as NAD-dependent protein deacylase-like. Gene Ontology annotation, molecular function: NAD+ binding; protein-malonyllysine demalonylase activity; protein-succinyllysine desuccinylase activity. Lineage: Eukaryota; Metazoa; Arthropoda; Insecta; Lepidoptera; Noctuidae. The coding region runs from base 85 to 963 and encodes 292 amino acids. The record is from RefSeq and is a predicted model, not a curated record. The transcript has 4 exons.